Molecule: messenger RNA, 1610 nt
Organism: Condylura cristata (star-nosed mole)
Lineage: Eukaryota; Metazoa; Chordata; Mammalia; Eulipotyphla; Talpidae
Gene: UBE2F
Product: ubiquitin-conjugating enzyme E2F (putative)
Exons: 10
Source: RefSeq, a predicted model, not a curated record
CGCGUCGCCGGUGUCGGGGUGCGCAGGUGAAGGCCGCAGGGAUGCUGACGCUGGCCAGCAAGCUGAAGCGGGAUGACGGGCUCCGAGGCGCCCGGGCGCCAGCCACGGCCUCCGACUCCACCCGGAGGGUGUCGGUGCGGGACAGGCUGCUGGUGAAAGGUGAGGCGGAAGUGUGUACGUGCAAAGUGCAUUUUCCUGACCCCAACCAGCUCCACUGCUUCCAGCUCACUGUGACCCCAGGCCGCUCCUGCCGCACGCGCGGCCGAGAGUGUUUGUGCCGCUGCCGCGGCGUGUCCCUGGCUGCGGUGGCCCCGGCGGCGCCCGACAGCGUGUCAGAGUCGUGCCCCUCGGGAUUGCAGGUGCCAGCGCGACACCUGGCGCUGGAGUCCGGGCUGCGCGGGGCAGGCACCAGGAGGCGGGUGGGGGUAACUGGGCUCGUUGCUGCUGAUUCCGGGGCUGCCCGCGCCCCCAAGCCCCCACUGGAGUUUGUGCCCACGGGAGUCCUCACCAUCAGUGCCUGGACAUUCCUUUCCGGAGCCUUGUGCCGCGCUGGGGUCUUCCGGUGCCUCGGCCAUUUUGAGGAGCACCGUGGCCCCGUGCACGAGCGGCCAGAGCCCCCGCCCCGGCCCCGUGUUUCCGUGGGCUGUGCUUGCGCCCCCGCCUCACGCCGUGGCGGGCAGAGAGGGUGCGCAGGCGCCUCCCGGGUCCGGCACGAAGUGGGUCGGGCAGUUUCGAGCCCUGUACCCUCCGCCGCCCCGGCCAAGUGCCAGGGGACGCUGCGGGGCUGCGCCCUCGGCCAGCCUCUGCUGUGCCGCCCGCGAGGGCGCCUCCCGCCCGGGGUGUGGGGCUCGGCCUGGGCCCCCCGCUGUGGGCGUGCUGAGAAGCCGGCUCUCCCUGUGUUGCAGCCCCCCAAAGUGAAAUGCCUGACCAGGAUCUGGCACCCCAACAUCACGGAGACGGGCGAGAUAUGUCUGAGGUGAGUCCCCGCGCGAGCAGGGCGUGGCCCUGUGAGGACUCGCCCCGGCCGGGAUGUUGUCUGGGGGCUGAACUCUCUGUUCACUGACCUCUUGAACUUCGACGACCCGCUGAACAUCGAGGCCGCAGAGCACCACCUGCGGGACAAGGUGAGCCGGCCUGCCCCGGCAGCCUCUGAGGGACAGGCCUGGGGGCGUGCCCAUGUGGGCGCCCGCCCCACGCCCUCACUCUGCGGCCGGGGUCCGCGCCAGUCAGGGCGGCCACUGGGUGACGGGCCGCUCACGGCCGCCUCGGCGGCUCGCACCCCCCCGCCUGUCCGCUUUGGCCUCAGGUAACUUAUGGGUCACGUCUGUUCCUCGUCGUUCACUGUUUCCUCGCAGGUCAGUGCGAAGCUGACCGCUCCCUCAUGCAGGGAGGCUCCAUCACGCUUUUUGAAAACUCCGCUCUUCCGCUCGAGGGCACUCGCGUUCUCCCUGGUACAGGCAGCGGGCGGAGGGCGCCCCGUGCGCCCCUACAGAGGCCGCGGCGGGCAGCAGCAGUGUCCUGCCUGCUGGCCGAGCGAGGGCAUUCGCUGCUGAACCGGCUCCCCUGGUCGGCUCCGCACUGCGGCCAGGGGUGCGGCUGGCCGCUAGCCG